AUGAAACAAAAUAUAUUAAUAUUUGUGAUUAUUGCUUUCGGAGCAUUAUGUUUAGCUUAAUUGACAAUUCAAGUUACAAAUUAGUGUGAAUGUUCAUAAUUUGAUCAAUACACUUGCGGUACUUUGAAUAAUUAGUAAUCUUGUGGAUGGAAUGCUACCUCAAAUUCAUGUCAAAGCCUAGGAUGCAGAUAAUUGAAUAAUUAGACUAGUUGUUAGCUAAAUUUUUUAGACUGUUGGUGGGAUGGAAGUAAAUGUUAAUAAUUUAGUUCUUGUUCGAAUAUAAAUUCUUCUCAAAAUUUGUCAUGUUAUUAGUAAAAUAUUCAAUGCUCAAAUUAAUAAAAUUCAACAAUCUGUGUAUCAUUAGAUAAUUUACCAAAAUGCUCUUAAUUUAAUUAGACUUAAUGCUCCUUAUAAUAAAUGGGUUUUCAAGGAACAUUAUGUUAUUGGAAUAAUUCAACAUGUUAGACAGCAUAAUCUUGCACAAACUUUUCGUAGAGUCAAUGUUCAUCAUUGGAAAAUCUUUGUAUUUGGAAUAACAAUUCUAAUUCAUGUGUACAAAAAUAAUGUGGUGAUUAUACAUUUGAAUAAGAAUGUAAAUUUGUAAUAGAAGGAUUGAAUCCUAAAACCAUUACGCCAUGCUAGUUUGUAUAAGGAUAAUGUUAGUCAUAUUAAAAUGCUAAGAGUUUAAAUUCUCAAGAUUGUUCAUAAAAAACACUUUAAACAUAUUACUGGAUCUAAGUUUCAAAUAGUUCUGGAUUAUGUAUCCCAUGUAUGUACAAAAUACCUUAACUUGACUCAAUUAAUUAAUAUCAACCAAAUAAUGAAUGUUAAUGUUCAAAUUACCUAAGUGAAUAAUGCCAAUAAACAGAUUACUGUACUUGGUAGAAUAAUACAGAAUGUAAUACAUUGGGUUGUAAUCAGAUAAAAGAUUAACUAUCCUGCAUAGAAAAUCUUUCAUGCAUAUGGCAGAAUAAUACUUGUUAAUAAUUUUCAAAUUGUCCUUAGGCACAAACUUAAUAAAAAUGUCUUGGCAGCUCAUUCAAUUGCCCUUUUUUUAAUUUCACUUCUUCAUAAUGUACUGGUUUGUCUUCUUCCUUAUGUUUGAGCUAAACUACAAAAGAUUUAUGCUUAAUGUAACUAGGAUAUUGCUAUUGGUCAGGAUAUUAAUGUUAUCAAGUUUAAACUUGUGAAUAAAUAACUUCAUAAAAACAAUGUUAUAGAUUUGGUUAUUCCUGUAUGUGGUAUCAAAACAGAUGCUAAUCAUUAACUUGUGCAUCCAUUUAGGAUUCUAAAAACUGUAUUUAUACAAUUCCAAAUUUGUACACAAAUGACGUUUAGCCUUGUAUUUGGCAAAGUGGAAAAUGUUAAAAUUUAACUGAUUCAAAUAAUUUGAAUGCUACUUAAUGUAUUUCAAAUACUUUACAUACUUUUAAAUGGACAGGCUCAAGUUGUGUUUCAUGUUCAUAGCAUAAAAAUCAAACAAAACUUUAUUUAGAAAUUCCUAAUCAAUGUUAAUGUUCUUAAUUAUAUAAUGAAUUUGAUUGCUCAGAAUAAAGUAGUUCUUGCAUGUGGCAAAACAAUUAUUGUUAACAACUUGUAUGUUCAAAUAUAGUGAUAUAAUCAAACUGUGCAUCCAAUAAAAAUUGUCUUUGGUCUGGGGGGUAAUGCGUAAAUUUUACAUCUUGUGGUAGUUUAAUAGGAACAUCUCAAUCUGAAUGCAUAGUUUAAAGUAUUAAUUGUCCAGGAAGUAAUGGGAAAAAUUGUACAAAUACAAUGAGUCCAUGUUCAUCUUAUUCAAAUUAGAGUUUAUGUACACAUGUAUUAGGUAAUAAUGGAUUCUGUAUAUGGCAAAAUGGAUCCUGUUAAAUAUUGAGCAAAUGUUCAUAAUUAACAUAAUAAAAUGAUUGCUAAUAGUUUUAAAAGUAGUGCUAUUGGAGUAAUAAUAUUUGUUAACCUGUAAGUUGUUCAAUAUUUACUAAUCCAUAAACAUGUUAAUACUACUAUUCAUCAAUCAAUUCUUAUACUCCAAUUCCAUGUUAUUGGAAUUCAGCUUAAGUAGUUUGCGCUUAAACAACAACUUAUGCAAACUAAUUAACUUCAGCCACUUGCUCAAUAAAUACUAAAUAAACAGCAAGAUGGAGUAAUACUUUAAAAAUCUGUUUGACUUGUUAAGCUCCUUAAUACCCAAAUCCCUAUAGAUGUGCAUGUUCUUAAUUAAUUUCAUAAAUAAACUGUAUGUAAAGUUUAGAAUGCCAAUGGAAUACUCAAAGUAAUCACUGUCAACAAUAACCAUGCACUGGAUUGACUUAAUCAUUAUGUAUUCAAAAUUCAUAAUGCAUGUGGAAUAAUGGGUCUUGUUAAACAUUCACAUCAUGUACUGCAUUAUCAGGUGGUAGUUCAGAUGAAUGCGCCUCUUAGACUCUACGAUGCCCAUAUUAUAAUUCUAAAACUAACAAGUGUUAGGCAGCAACUUUAAAUAACAAUCUAACUUGUUAAGAUAUUAAUAAUCCAUAAGAAUGCUUUGAUCACUAAUCUCCAUAUUUUUAAUGUUCUUGGAAUUAUAAUACAAACAAAUGUUUUUUUGGAGACAAUUGUUCAUAUUAUGACUAUUAACAAUGUAUCCUCUCAUCAAUUUGUUAUUAUUCGAAUAAUGUAUGUUAGUUGAAAUCAUGUCAAAAUUAUACGACAAAAGAAUAAUGUACUUUUAUAAUUUAUCCAACUAAUUGGAAUUAUGUUUAAUCAUGUGCAUGGAAAAAUGGUGCUUGUGUUGCUGCAGAUAAUCUUUUUUCAGAAAAUACAUGUUUCGUUAAUACAGAUUAAACUGGUAGAUGGAGCACCAAUAAUGAGGAUGGUUAUUGCAUUCCUUGUAGUAUUCAAUUUAGUUAAUUGCUUGUUCCAAGAAAUAAAUGUUUAUGCGCUUAGAUAUUAACUCAAUAUGAAUGUAAUUUAGCUAAUUGUUAUUGGAAUUAAGGGUUUUGUAAUGAAAGUGGUUGUCCUUAAAACCAACUCUAAUGCGUUUAAAAAGUAGAAUGCUAUUGGCUUUAUGAUUCAAAUUACUAAAAAGGAGGUUCUUGUGAAUUUAUUAUAAAUCCAAUACAAUAAGAUUUUUGCACUAAACUUAGAGGAAAGAACUCAUUAGAAUGUCUAGCUUAAACAACAUUAUGCCCUGUUUCUAUUGAUGGAGUUUGUCAAAGUAGAGAGCAUUUAUAAACUUGUUCAAGCAUUGAGUCUUUGUAAUUAUGUUCAAAUGGAAUUGGAUAGGAAGGAUAUUGCAAAUAUGAAAAUUAAUCUUGUUAAAUACUUACAAGUUGCUCUUAAAUAACAGUUUAAGGUGAAUGCUAUUUGCUUGAUAAAGCAUGUUUAUGGAAUGUUACUUAAGGUAUAUGUGAGUAAAUGACUUGUGCAUCCUAUUCUUAAACAAAUUGUUCAUUUGUCUAUUAAAAUAUUGAUAGAGCAAAUAUAGUAACAUGUGUUUGGAAUGGCACUGGUUGUGCUUCUGCCUCAUAUCUUAUUAAAUAGUAUUCAUUUUAACAAUGUUACUAAACUACUGGUGGAACUUAUCAUUGGAGUAAUCCUGAAUAAUCUAAUGGAUAAUGUAUUUCAUGCUCAUUAAAUAGAAUUAAACCUAAAAAUGCUUGUUCCUGUACAGAUCUAAAUGAAAUAGAAUGUACCUUAUCUAAACCUGUAUGUAAACUAAUUUAGAAUAAUCAAUGUGUAAAAUCAGAAUGUAAAGAAAUAUUAGAUUCAGUACAUUGUUCUUAACAGAAUGAAUGUAUGUGGCAAUCUAAUUCAUGCGUGCCUUUUACAAAUUGUACUGAAUUGAAAGGUUCCUCUGCUCUAGAUUGUAUGGCAUAAUCAUUAUAAUGUCAAUCUCAAAGUAAUUAGAUUUGUUAAUCUGCAUCGAGUUUGGAUUCAUGUAGUAAAUAUGGAAGUGACUCGUGUCAUUAUGGUUCAAUAGGAUCAGAUGGUUUAUGCUAUUGGAACACCUCUAGCUAAGUUUGUUAAGUCAUUUCUUCUUGUGAUAAAGUUAAUAAUCAACCUAUUUGUUAAUCUUUGGCUCCUGCAUGUUAAUGGAGUUUAUAUUUCUCAUCAUGUGUCCCAUUCUAAUGUUAAGAUUAUCCCAAUGAAAUAUAAUGCAAAAAUGUGAUAGUUAAUCUACAAGAUCCUCAAAUUAUGUUAUGUGUUUGGAAGAAUCAAAAAUGCUAACCUUAUGAAGAUACUUAUUAUAGGUUUGAUAGUGCUAUUUGUUUUGUCCAAUCUGAUCACACGUAUAGAUGGAUUAAAGAAGAUAAAUAUGGUGUUAGAUGUUAAUAAUGUCUUUCAGCAUACUUAAUCAAUUUCAUAGCACUUGCAACAUUGAUUAUUAUAUGA
Paramecium sonneborni is the source of this 4371-nucleotide messenger RNA. NCBI's taxonomy places the organism in Eukaryota, Ciliophora, Oligohymenophorea, Peniculida, Parameciidae. The record is from the annotation of a GenBank genome assembly.